Molecule: messenger RNA, 2408 nt
Organism: Polistes dominula (European paper wasp)
Lineage: Eukaryota; Metazoa; Arthropoda; Insecta; Hymenoptera; Vespidae
Gene: Clic
Product: chloride intracellular channel protein 5
Biological process (GO): chloride transport
Cellular component (GO): cytoplasm; apical plasma membrane
Molecular function (GO): chloride channel activity
Source: RefSeq, a predicted model, not a curated record
AUUCGCAUCGCUGUUAGUCUACGUUCGGUGGCGUCAGUAUUCCGCGAGCUUCCAUCGUGUGUACUUUGGAAGUAAGUUAGUUAGCAAGCAAGCAAGCGUACGGGAUCUAAAAGAUUUAGAGGUUGAAGAAUACAUCGCAAAGAAAAGAGCGAGAUUAUCGAGAUUGUUAAUAUUCAUAAAGAAGAGGAAUCGAAAAAAUGGCGGACGAUGGGCACGAGAAUGGCACCAGCAACGGGGACGUGCCUGAGAUCGAGCUGAUCAUCAAGGCGUCAACGAUCGAUGGCCGUAGGAAAGGUGCAUGUCUCUUCUGUCAAGAAUACUUUAUGGAUUUGUACCUUCUCGCCGAGUUGAAGACAAUCUCUUUGAAAGUGACGACUGUCGACAUGCAGAAACCACCACCGGACUUUCGUACUAAUUUCCAAGCAACUCCACCUCCGAUCUUGAUCGACAAUGGUGACGCCAUUUUGGAGAACGAGAAAAUCGAACGACACAUCAUGAAGAAUAUACCCGGUGGACAUAACCUUUUCGUUCAAGAUAAAGAAGUUGCCACCCUAGUAGAGAAUUUGUUUAGCAAAUUGAAAUUGCUACUGCUCAAUGCAAAAGACAAGGAUAAAGAUCCGAAGUCAUCCUCUUUGAUGGCACACUUACGAAAGAUCGACGAACACUUGGGUCGCAAGGGUACGCGCUUUCUCACGGGCGACACGAUGUGCUGUUUCGAUUGUGAACUCAUGCCACGACUUCAACACAUCAGGGUCGCUGGAAAGUACUUUGCCAAUUUUGAAAUCCCUGAAAGCCUGGUGCAUCUUUGGAGAUACAUGCAUCAUAUGUACAGGCUCGAUGCUUUCUUACAAAGCUGUCCGGCAGAUCAAGACAUCAUUAAUCAUUAUAAACUUCAACAGAGUAUGAAGAUGAAGAAGCAUGAAGAAUUGGAAACACCAACGUUCACCACCAGCAUCCCUAUCGAGGUCAAUGACGACUAGGCUGGACCUUCGUCGUCGAGUCUAGGAUCUCUUUUUUCUUUUCCUUGGAUUCGACACAAUAUAGUCGACAUCAACAACUUCAACAACAACAAAAUCAACAACACAAUCCUAAUACGAUCGACCUAUUGCAACAACGAAUAUCGAUGUAAACGAAGAUUCGAUGGAAUUAUAUUUCGAUCCUAAAGAGAAAUCAUUCGUUAAUCUCAUUUAGGGAGAACAUUCUAUCGAAACUUCCAAUCGUCUAAACUAAAUCAUUCGUGUUGACACAACUAAAUCGAUCGACGUAAGAAAUAUUUUGGAAAGCCUUUGCUACGUUUAUAUGGCUGAGCCAAAUUCAGAGUAAUUUAGCUUUUUUAUUAUCGCGAUACUAUAAAAAAGAAAAAUAGAAAAAAAAAACUAAGAAAGUCCAAGAUUGAUUUUUUAUUUAAAUUUACAUGCACGUAUGUACAUACAUACAAAUUAUAAAUCGAUGUAUCGUUUAUUUCCCUUCCUCUUCGCUUAUUUUUGUUUGAUUUUAAUAUUACAUACCAAUCAUGUAUGUAAAUGUUUUCAACAAAGCGCAACUUUUGUUACGUUUUGAAUAAAUCGGAUUUAUCAUUAAUCCAACAUUUGUCGCGAUUACUUCUACGUAAUAAUAAAAGGAAGAAGAGAUAUUGCGAAUGAGGAAAACGAGUUUUUUCUUUGCCGAAGCACGAUGAAAAAAGAAAAAGUAAACAAAAAUAUACGAAGAACACAGAAGAAACGUGUGCAUUACAAGAAGGAACGAUUUUCAUUGAAGUAUUUAAAUUAUGUACUUAUAAAUUGAAGGUCUUACAUCGGACUUUUAAGUAACAUUUUUAUGGAGAACACUUCUUCAUCGUGUCUACAUAUUUUUUUUUUACCAGUUCGAAUAAUAACGUCUAGUUUUAAUUCAUCCGAAGCUCGAAUUUUGUAAAACUAAUCUUCACAUAAUUUGAAAAUAUUAGACAAUUGUAUUGCGUUACUCAAAAUGCCUUAUUAGCUUUUUUUAGGAUUUUCCAAUUAUGUUAGAGUAAUUCAAGAUUCUGAUCAACAUAGAAACAUAAUAAUAAAAGGGUAUAAGAUAUUUGUCGUGUAGUACAAAGAAGAAUGUACAUACAUUCAUAUAAAUAUAAAAUAUCUUGACUAGCUCUCGACAUUGCACGGUGCAUACGUUUCUUCCGAGUUCUUCGGCACGCGAAAUACCUUGUUACGUUUGCAUUUUCUUUAUCCACUGAGACGAGCGUACGUAAGCGAGAAGAUCAUAAGGGUCCGAUAAAAGCAAAGUACAACGAUUUCUCCGUUCAGAAAAAUAAUAGCGGUAUUCAUCAUACCUAAACGCGAUUUCUGCUGAUCUUUCACGUGCUCACAAUGUUCGCGAAUUAAUCGUCAACAUGUAUUAUUAAUAAUAAUAUUAUUAUUGGAAGAUGG